AUGGGUGGUAAAGUUGAUUCGAAAAUCAAUAGAGGAAAUGCUCCGUAUGUAUACCGAAUUAGUGGCGAGAAUUAUCAUACACUGGGAAGUCUUCUUCCUAAAGAAGGUGGUGAACCAAAGUUUGCGCAACUUUACAUAUACGACACAGAUAAUGAAGUCUGUAAUCGCAAAACCGUAUUUAGUAACUCAAACAAACCAGCUUCCGCAAAUUCUGAUUUGCUUGACACUGAACUCAUAGAGUACCUUAAGGUGAUUUUAGAUUCAAAUAAUCAGCUGGUGAAAACAUAUAGACGUGUACGAGAUCGGUUUGUUGAUAAUCCUCAUGUUGACUUAAAAUUACGGCUUAAGGCAAAUAGGUCUAAAGAUGGUCGUACAUACAACCUACCGACGUCGUCCGAAGUUGUUGCGCUUAUUGUUGGAAACAUUGAGGAAGCUCUUGAUAAUGAUGAUGUAGUUGUUGAGUCAAAGAAAGAUGGUCUACAACGUAUUAGCGAGCUUCAUCCUUCGUAUCUCGCGCUUCAGUAUCCAUUGCUUUUCCCUUUUAGUGAAGAUGGUUACCGGGUUGAUAUUCUUCAUAGAGAAGGAAGGGCAUCAACGAAGAAGAAAGAGACAAAAUGUACAAUGAGAGAGUAUUUUGCUUACCAUGUUCAAGAUAGAGUGAAUCAUUUCUCUUUGAUUCUCAAUGCUCGAAGACUUUUGCAACAGUUCUUGGUUGACGUAUAUACGAUGAUUGAAAGUGAACGAUUACUAUUCAUACGUCUGCAGCAAAAAAACCUGAGAUCUGAGACAUAUGAUAACCUUAAAAAGCUUGGACAAAAUGGUAAUACAGAUAUGUCAAACGUUGGAACACGUGUACUACUACCGUCUUCGUUUACCGGUGUAUCGCGUUAUAUGAGGGAGAAUUAUUAUGAUGCGAUGGCCAUUUGUAAAUGGUUUGGCUACCCUGAUUUUUUCAUUACGAUCACGUGUAAUCCUAAAUGGUCGGAGAUUAAAAGAUUUCUGAAGGACACGAAGAUUAAUCACGAGGAUAGACCGGACAUUUUAUGCCGAUUGUUCAAAAUUAAGCUUGACGCAAUCAUGAAAGACUUGAGAGAGAAAUCUUUAUUCGGCAAUGCAUCAGCAGUUGUCUAUACCAUAGAGUUUCAGAAACGAGGUCUACCGCAUGCGCAUAUCUUUCUGUUCUUAAAUGACGAAAGUAAGCUUCAUUCGGUUGAGCAUGUUGACAAGUUCAUUUCUGCCGAGAUACCUGACAAAAACUUAGAACCAGAUCUAUAUACUCUUGUCAGCGAGUAUAUGAUUCACGAACCUUGUGGUGUUGCAAAACCAAAUUGUCCGUGUAUGGUCGACGGUAACUGUUCGAAGAAAUUUCCUAAGAAGUUCUGUGAUAAGACUUCUCUAGAUUCGAAUGGUUAUCCGGUCUAUAGACGAGCCGAUUCAGGUUUUUUUGUUGAGAAAUCUGGUAUUCAGCUUGAUAACAGAAGCAUGGUUCCGUAUAGCAAAACCCUAUUGAGACGUUAUCAAGCACACAUUAACGUCGAAUGGUGUAACCAGGCUGCGUCCAUUAAGUAUUUGUUUAAAUACAUUAAUAAAGGACCAGAUAGGGCAGAAUUUGGUUUUGUACCAAAUGCCGAUGAAGGUCAGCUUGAAGAUGGAAAAGAUGAAAUCAAAGAAUAUUACGAUUGUAGAUAUCUCUCGGCAUGCGAAGCUUCAUGGCGCAUAUUUGCAUUUGAUAUUCAUUACUGCUAUCCAUCCGUAAUCAGGCUUCCGUUUCAUCUACCUGAUAAACAAAACGAUGUAUAUGGCCCUGACGAAGAACUUGAUAGUGUGCUACAAAAACCAUCUGUUUCUUCUACGAUGUUUUUGGGGUGGAUGGAAAAGAACGAAAAAAGAUCCGUUGGCGCGCACCCUUACUUACGUUGA
Messenger RNA from Helianthus annuus (common sunflower), 1920 nucleotides. RefSeq lists its product as uncharacterized. The transcript has 3 exons. The record is from RefSeq and is a predicted model, not a curated record. Bases 1 to 1920 code for a protein of 639 amino acids. NCBI's taxonomy places the organism in Eukaryota, Viridiplantae, Streptophyta, Magnoliopsida, Asterales, Asteraceae.